This is a messenger RNA of Erinaceus europaeus (western European hedgehog), 1572 nucleotides long. RefSeq names its product membrane spanning 4-domains A8 (gene MS4A8). The coding region runs from base 3 to 737 and encodes 244 amino acids. The transcript is spliced from 6 exons. The record is from RefSeq and is a predicted model, not a curated record. Gene Ontology annotation, biological process: cell surface receptor signaling pathway. NCBI's taxonomy places the organism in Eukaryota, Metazoa, Chordata, Mammalia, Eulipotyphla, Erinaceidae. Gene Ontology annotation, cellular component: plasma membrane.
GCAUGGCCUCCAAGCCUUCAGCAGGCCCCACAGGUAAUACUGUGUUUGCAGUGCCGCCCCCAAAUGGAUAUCCCAUGAUGCUGGGGGGCAUGCCGCAGGUGUCCUUGUAUCCAAGCUGCCAGCCUCAAGUCCACCUCAUUUCUGGGAACCCAUCCAGUAUGGAGCCACUUGCUAGUCUGCAACAAGUCCAGAGAGGUCUGAAGGAGGGCAAAGUCUUGGGGGCCCUGCAGAUUUUGAUUGGCCUGGUCCACAUGGGUCUGGGUGCCAUCAUGAUCACCAUCGCCACCAGCUACUACUACUCAGCCAUGGUGCUCUAUGGAGGUUUCCCCUUCUGGGGGGGCUUCUGGCUCAUCGUUUCCGGAGCUGUCUCAGUAUCCGCAGAGAAACAGCCACAAUCUCCUUGCCUGCUGAAUGUCAGCUUGGGCCUGAACAUCUUCACUGCCAUCUGUUCUAUGGGGGGAAUCAUACUCCUCCUCACAGACUUCAUUGUCACAGGCAACCUUCCUUACCCAGACUACAACUCCGGGAACCCGGCCCUGGCGAUGGCUGUCUCCGGGGUGCUGCUGGUCUUCUGCUUACUGGGCUUCUGUGUGACCUGCACUGCUUCUCACUUUGGCUGCCAGGUGGCCUGCUACCAACAGCAGAGCAAUGUGGCCGUGAUCUUCCCAGAAACCUGUGUGGUCAACCCAGGGGUCAACCCAGAAUACCCACCACCCGCUUACUCCCACAACCCCUAAGAUGACGGGCAUGGAAAACCCAAGGUUCCAAUGCAUCUUGAACCUCCCCUCCCCAGAGCCCUACCCCACUAAGGAAAGAUGGAAACAGGCUGGGGGUACGGGUGCACCUGCCAACAUCCAUGUCCAGCAGAGAAGCAACUACAGAAGCCAGAACUCCCACCCUCUGCACCCCCAAAAAGAAUUUUGGUUCAUACUCCUAGAGGGGUAAAUAAUAGGGAAAGAAGACCAGAGGGCUCUGAACCCCCAUUCCACCAGGACCCAAAGUUUCUGUCACCAGGAAUAUUGUUUUUAUACCACCACUGAGAGGGAAGUGAAUCUGGAAAACACAGAGGAAGCUAGACACUGUUUGUCUUAUCUGGGAGAGAAGAGGAAAAAAGGAAAGACACUCAGAAGUAGUAAUAGGAGUAGGGAUGAGUUAGAACAGAAGUGAAGACAGGACUGUUGAAAAAAUAGAAUAUAUAUACAUAUAUAUAUUUAUUUAAAGAAUUAGCCCAUAUCAAUGACCUUGGGAGAAAUACUGCAGCUUCUAAUGCAGGGGCUGGGGACACAGAACUCUGGUGGUGGGGAAUGUAUGGAAUUAAAUCCCUAUUAUUUUACAAUUUUUUAAACAAUAUUAAAUCACUAAUAAAAAAUAAAGUAAAUUAAAAUAAAAAUGAGUGUUUCACACAAAAAACAAAGAGAAAAAAGAAACAGAUUUUAGUUUGGGAACCAAAGAAGAGCUGUGGGAACUUCCAAGUUUGUCCCUGGCAACCCAGAAGAAGGUGUCUCCCCAAUUUUGGGCCUCCUGGACUUCACUCCACCUGUCCUGGUAGACUGAGCUGGGCCUUUAUUUGAA